AUGUUCAACAGUCGUAGCGCUGUCCCUGCUCUGCUUCCCAAUCCUCGAACAUGCUCCAGUGCGAAUCGCUGCCAGCUAGCCCUCGUCGACUGCCGCCUGUUCCUCGAGUUCGAUCGCUGCCUCCCAUCCCCAGUCCUCUCUCGUGCAAAGCCUGCCAUACUUGCAUCACAUCCUCUGCUGCUCUGGUCCCCCUCUCAGCUGUUCGUCCACAUUCUCGCGUCUUGCCACCUCCCCAGUCCGAACAUGCAUGCGCCUUCUAGAUCCCUACAGAUUCGCGUACUUUUCGCGGUUUUUCGGGAAAGGCGUCCUUGUUUAGUGAAACGUGCGUACCACUCGCGAAACCUGCCCGCGGAGUCUUCUCACGCGCCGCCCAGGUACAACGUCACUUUACUCAGCCCCAAAACACAGCUUAUGCAAACUGGCGCCCACCUGCUCUCUGAAGUGCAGUGCGGAAGCUGCUCGGCAUACCUGGGAUACAAAAUAAUACGCGCGGUGGAAGAGACCGAGCGGUGGAAAGAAAGCUCUUAUUUGCUUGAGUUGGCGGAGUUGACCACCCAUGAACCGUUCCACCUCCCCCAAACACCGAAACCCAACAUUGCCCCCUAGCCCUGUGGGGACACCAGCUCUCUUUUUUUGGACAAUCUAUUGUAUUUAUAUUCACACCACAAGCAUCUGUACCAUAUCGCAUACGAAACAUGACAGCCUUAU
This is a messenger RNA of Mycena citricolor, 708 nucleotides long. Lineage: Eukaryota; Fungi; Basidiomycota; Agaricomycetes; Agaricales; Mycenaceae. The record is from the annotation of a GenBank genome assembly.